UGCGCGCAGGCGGACUAGGCGCUCAGAGGGUUUAACUACAACCGAGAGAGAAAGCCACGAGCCGGACACGAGAGUUGAGGUGGGGGGAAGAAGAAAACCCAGCCUUACAUUCAUCCAUCAGUCCGUUUUUGGUGUUUUUCUGUCCUGAUGUCAGCUCGUCGGGCCGGCGUGGCGCUGCUGUGCGCGCUCCUGGCCGUGGCGCGCCCCCGCAGGGCUCCGGAGCCGGAGGAUGUGCAGGAGAGGAUCAGCAGCGCCAGAUGCUCAUCCAGGUGUCUCAGCCUGCACAUGACCCAGCUCACCGCUGCCUUCAGACACAUCCAGAGUGACCAGGUUCUGGUUUGGUGUGAAAAACACAGACGCUGCGCUCAGUGCCUUCAGCCAUGCAAGGAACUGUGGGAAACCAAGAAGGUGCCCUCUCUGAAGUCAUGUGAGAAGCAGACGGAGUGUGUGACAAGCCGGGACUUUGUGGCCUCGCUGAGGUCGUCCCGCCAGGGGGAUUGCCCUCUGCCUCAGCGGGCCACGGGAUUCGCUGCCGCCUGCGUGGAGAGCUGCUCGUCAGACCAGCACUGCCCCUCCGCCAGGAAGUGCUGCUUCAACGGCUGCGGACACACUUGUCAGGCUCCAGCCAAUUUAAAUAAAGGGGUUCCUCUGAAGCCUCGCAGGGAGAUGAGCUUCACGGAGGACUCGGAGGGGCACGUGAAGGUGGCAUGGGUGUCCAAGUUCAACGUCAGUAUGGAGCCGGUUAUUUACAUCCUCCAGUCCCGCUGGAACAUCGGCAUUCACCCCAGUGAAGACCACGCCUCUCCUUGGGCUACUGUUGCCAUGACCCUCUCUGAGGAUGUGGUUCUGUCAGAUCUGAGACCUCAGCGUUGGUACCAGUUCAGGGUGGCAGCCAUCAACAGCCACGGCAGCAGAGGUUUCACCACACCCAGCAAACACUACAUCUCCAAUAAAGACCCCUCACCCCCAGAACCCCCAGUGAAUAUCAGAGUGAGCAACCAGACUCUGGACCAGGAGGGUUCACAACCAGGACCCCAGUCCAGAGAAAGGUCGAAGGGAAGUGGCGCGACUGUGGCGGUUUUGUUACGCUGGGAGCCGCCCAGAGAGGGGGACCUACCUGUCCACAACUACAGACUCACCUGGAUGCCUCGGCACACACACUCAGUGCACAAACACACACUUCCAGCACACGUCCUACACAACACGAAGCACAUGCGACCGACUCACGUACUCAGAGAGGAACAGGGCACGAAGGAGAGCAACAACGUGCUGACUCAGGGGGUGCAGAGUGAGCUGUGGCUGCAGGGCCUGCAGCCUGGCACUUCCUACAUCCUGUCUGCCCAGACGGUGGCCUACUGGGGUCAGAAGAGGCUGAAGAGCCACAGGGCCCAGCUUGUUUUCACUACCAUCACUCUUACAGGGGAAGACUUCUCCAAUGAACUUCCCUCUUCCUCGUCUUCAUCGUCGCUCCCCUCGUCUCCGUCUCUCUCAUCCUCUUCGCCUUCCUCCUCCGACCUCCCCGUCUCCUCCUCUCUGCCUCGCCUCGAGUCCCCCGUGAAUCCCGCCACCUCUGAAAACCUGCGGCUAGAGGUGGCUGCGCCGCAUUACCAUGACAACCAGCUGCAGGUGAAGGUGUUCUGGAAGUGGCCUUACCACACGAGGCAGAAACAUCGAGGUCCGUACGUCCUGAGGUGGCAACCACAUACAUGCGGAACCAACGUUUCACUCACAGAGACGACAACAACAGUGCAGGGCACCCAUCACACCAUCAAAGGCCUGCAAUUUGCCUGUAAGUACAGGGUCGCAGUGGCAACGAGGGCUGAUCCAGGGUCAGAAGCUGUUGCCUGGGUUACGACGCCGACUUGUGCCUCCAUGAGGGUCAGAGGAGGCAAAGCUUUGCCCUGCAACCGUGAGGAGCGCCUCCUGGCGGGCAGGAAGGUGCUGCUGCGUCCUGAGCGGCUGACGACGCACUAUGAACAUGUCAACGGGACCCUGCUGGCGACCUUUCACUGGAGGAUGUCCCAACAUGCACUGCAGCCUGCAGCGGUGGAGGGAUUCCAGUUCACCUGGACGCUGCAGUCUGAGCUCUCUGCAGCAACAGAGAGGCAGGAAGAUGCACUCAUCUCCCAGACGCAGACCAUCUCACCGUCUCAGCGGUCGGUGCAGGUUUACGGCCUCCAAGCCGACAGCGUGUACCGGCUGCAACUCCAGGUGCUGACAGCAGGGGGCAGGAGCGGCGCUGCUGUGUCGAAGACCAUACGUACUCCAGUUGUUAAUGCCACACUUUGAUGGGUAGUAGCGAUCUGUUACUCACAAAUGUCAGUUUUGUCUUGCUCAAAAAUUCAUAGUCCCAUAUUUAUUUCUUUUAAAACCAAAAAACGUGUUUUCCCCCUUCAUGUUUAAGAAUGUGUUUGUUUUUUUCUUCCUGCUACCUACUGGUCAUGUCUUUAAGGCCCCAAACCCGAAGCUGCAACCAUCUGCUGCACUUUGAUCAUCUCAAGCAAUAACCACUUUUAUAACUUCUUCUGCUGUGCAGUUUUGCAGGACAUGUGUAGAAAACAUGUCCAAACUUGUAUAAUAAAGAAAUGUACAUGUUGCCAGUUUAAGAAACGCCGAGUACAUGCGUAGUUAUUCUUUUCAGCAGAGCAUAUACCUGUACAUGUUUUCUAUUAAAAUGGCAGCAUUUCUCAAAUGAUUUAGUGGUGCAGUGUUGCAAGACAAGUAAAGUGUUCCUUCUUCUACAUCUGAAUCAUUUUCAAUCUUUACACUUGUAAAGAUACCAUUGUUGCUGCCUCUUCAUUUUCAUCACACUAAUACAGAAUAAUUAAGCACUGACUUUAUGUACAAAUGGAAAUGUAUAGCAACAGAAUGUGUUUAUUUCAACAGCUUAACUUCUUCAUUACUCUUGGUGUUCAAAAGUAUUGAUGUAAGUUCAUAUAUUUGGAUCACAUGUUUUUAAAAAGCUUACAUGUCCUAAUUGUACUAUUUGAUGCAUUUUAUGCUUUAUGUUAAUGCAAGUCACAUCAUUGCUUUGAAAAGGUUGGAACUGACUGGAGCUACUGGGAUCAUCCAACCAGCAAAUAGCCUAUUAAAAUCCUCUCUCUAUAUAACCUUUUACAGCUUGUAAUUUUGUAGUUAAUUUCUUUACUUUUUUUACUUUGAUUUUUAUUUAUUGUUUUCUUGUCUUAGAUUUUUGUAAUUAAAGGUCCUCAAGACACCGUG
Cololabis saira (Pacific saury) is the source of this 3222-nucleotide messenger RNA. It is a transcript of the gene anos1b, whose product is annotated as anosmin 1b. Gene Ontology annotation, biological process: neuron differentiation. Gene Ontology annotation, cellular component: cell surface; extracellular region. Lineage: Eukaryota; Metazoa; Chordata; Actinopteri; Beloniformes; Belonidae. Gene Ontology annotation, molecular function: protein binding; peptidase inhibitor activity. The transcript is spliced from 14 exons. The record is from RefSeq and is a predicted model, not a curated record. The coding region runs from base 148 to 2289 and encodes 713 amino acids.